UUGAAAUACCCUUAGGAAUCUCUUUGUUUUUUCUCAGAGGUUGUUAUUUUAUCAACUACUUCCUCCAAGCUGGUUGUCCUUUACUUGUAUUUGACUUUCUUACCUUCUUUGCACUGCAGUGCUUGUAACAGUUAUGAUUAUGAUGGCAUUUUACUUUCUUGCUUCUACUGUUUUAGAUUGUUUUGAUCCGUUGGUGUUUUGAUUUUGGUUUAGAGAUUUACCCACUCCACACAUUUUCCCUAAUGGUUCAAAUUAAGUGUUUUUCUGUUGCUGCAUGGUAGCUGUAAUUCACUCAGUCCGUAAUUCUGGCAUUUGAAUAAUGUUGCCUUGUGGCUGGGAGUUAAAGUUUAAUUCAAAUAUAGCUGUCUGUCGAAUAGGAGUAUGAUUGCUCACCUCAUGCAUGUCACGGGAGUGUUUAAAUUGGACAAUAUUAUCUCCAUUUUAUCCGCAGAAUGAAAUGAGGGUGCUUUAGGAAGAGGCGGUCAAGAAGGGUAUUGUUGUUGUUGUUGAGUUUUUGCUAUGGAUGCAAACAACGAUUCUUGGGAUUGGAUUGAGGAAUCCUUGACAUUGGAUGCCGAUUCACCAUUAGUUAUAUCUCAGUCUCUGUGGGAUGAAUGGGCUCAGAGUGAGGCAGAUGCCCAGACUUUGUUUACAUCCACACCUCCUUCAUCUGAAGUAGCAGAGCUCACAAUGCCCACAUCCUCUAUCGCCAACAAACAAGCAGUUGAGCUUGAGGUCACAGACAAUCAAGAAACCUGUGAAAAGGACAGUCCCCGGUGUAAAAGAAGGCGGAUGCUUCUCUUCUCUGGAGAUCACUCUGGAACUGACAUUUCUUCUUCCGACCCAAUUCAGCAAUUUGAAGAAGCCACAGCACUGAAUGGUUGUGGCAGUGAUCUGUUAAGUGGAUAUGAGGAAAUGCAGGUACCAGAUUCAGGAAGUGUUGCUUUAUGGUUCUCUGAAAACUUUUAUUAUGCAAAUGAAGCCUCAGAAAACUGGAUGCUUGGAUAUAUCCAAGAACGAGAAGGCCUGAAUUUAGAUUCCCAUGAACAGUUGUGUGUCCCGGUACCUGUGUGUUCAAAUCCAGAAAAGGAAGUUUCAUUGCCUGGUUUACAGUCGACAGCUUCUGCCCAACUUCCCCUGUCUGUUGUUUCGCAGGGUAAGCCUAAAUUGGCAACACCUGUGGCAUACCCAUUUGCAGUAGUGAAACCCAGUGGAGUAGAAGGAGAUGUGACUCUUAAGGAUAUUAACCAGCGGAUUCUAAUGCCGCCAACUAGGCCGAUUCAACACCCUGUUGGUGAUCAUGCUAAACCUCCAUCUGCUGCUUCCACUGGAUCAGGGCUUUCUGGGAAGGCUGUAGUUGCUCUGACCAAAAUUCACACAGAGGGGAAAGGAACAAUUACUAUUAUGAGGACCAAAGGCUGAUUGACCAAACUUAUCCGUGCUGGAGGCAAGUGUCUUUUUGGGUUCAACUGUGCAGAGAAUAAAUAUCCCGAUAUUUCGGAUCUGACUACUUGGAAAUUCUUCUAUAAAUGUCAUAAUGUCAGGCGUUGUAAAUUAUAUAUCAGUUUUCAGUUUCCUCUUUAUUAUGUGAUCAACCUGCACCAGGCAGAAAUAUGCAUACCUCUUAGGCUAUCAGAAAUGUCAGAUUUAUGUAUCACAGAGACAUGCAAGAUGGGGAUUGUACCAAUGUAAGACCAGAUGAUACCAAUGCGAGUUACAUUGUAAGAUAAUUUAUGUCUGAAUUUUAAAUGUUCUCUCAAGUUGAACCAGGGGAGCUCAUCUGGAUUGUAGGCACAUACAUAUCAGUGCCAAGAAAUUUUGGGGCCAAGAUACAGGGAUUAUAUCUGGACCAAUCCAUGGAGUGACUCUUGAAUGCAAGGUUUUUCAAAAUUUUACAGAGGACUUUAGUAUAAUAUUUAAAUGAAAACAGCAUAUUAAAAUACAAUAAAAUUGCGGCAGAUUCUAUGGA
Cryptomeria japonica (Japanese cedar) is the source of this 1969-nucleotide messenger RNA. RefSeq names its product protein XRI1. The coding region runs from base 520 to 1422 and encodes 300 amino acids. Gene Ontology annotation, biological process: male meiotic nuclear division; female meiotic nuclear division. The transcript is spliced from 8 exons. Lineage: Eukaryota; Viridiplantae; Streptophyta; Pinopsida; Cupressales; Cupressaceae. The record is from RefSeq and is a predicted model, not a curated record.